AAAGUGUGGUCCAAUAGAAGUAAAGUACACUUAAAGAAAAAAGGAAAGUACAGUGCUAUCUGUUUUUUUGAAUCUGGAAACUUCACCUUAUCAUCUUCUCUCCGUUUUGCGCAUAGUUUUCUCCGUUAAAUUUUUACAAUCCAAAGCUAAUAUUAGUGAUUAUGCAUUCUAAGUUUGCUUGUUGAUGAAAUAUGGAGGAUGUUGAUCUUUUCUUCUAGAAAUUUAAGCAGGUCAAUUUUUGGGCAGUCAUUUAGGGUACAGAACUGGAAAGUUUAGAGACCAAGCAUUUUAUUUUGUCCAUGGAGGUAGUUUUGGUGCGUGGUGUUGGUACAAAACUACAACACUACUCAAAGAAACAGGAUAUCAAGUUGAUACCAUAGAUUUAACUGGUUCUGGUGCUCAUUAUUUUGACUUUAACAACAAUACCACAUUCUCCGAAUACGUAAAACCACUCACCGAUUUCAUUGAACAUCUACCUGAUGGCAGUAAGGUUUGACUAAAUGCAGUUAGUGGUAAUUUCAAGUAUUUUUUGAGAACCUGUUGGUCUAAUCACAGUCAACUCGAUAUACCAAGCAUACAGUUAGUGGCUCAGCUCGUUGGUUCUUUAACAUCACUACUCAAAAGCUUCUGCUGAUUACUUUGCUUGGGCUGCUAAACAUACCGUCAAUGUUGGUGACUAUUUGAUUAUUAGCAGAACCUGGAGUUACUAAACAUUGUCUAAACAAUGACUGAUCUGAGAAAAAUGAGGCUUGCUCAAAUGGUUAAGCAUCUCCAUCAUCAACCGGUAGGUUAAGAGUUCGAGAGUUCAGAGGUAAAUGGGAAUACUAUUGAUCCUCUUGGAGUUGGGGAACGGUGAGUCCGGUAGCUGGUCGUAUUGGAUCCGCUUAUGCCAAGAUAAUGUCUAUGGACAGUUUCUGAAAGCCAAUAGUGAACAACCUGUAACAUGAAAAAGAGCUUCAUUCAUGGAAGAGGUCCUCCGAGAGGCUGAUGUGAUAAGUCUACAUCCAGUUUUUGAUAAAACAACUUACCACCUUGUGAACAAAGAAUGGCCAGCAAUGAUGAAGAAGGAAGCAAUACUUGUGGACUGUAGUAGGUGGCCUGUGAUUGAUGAAGUAGCUCUUGUUGAGCUUCUGAGGGAAAAUCCCAUGUUCCGUGUUGGCCUUGACGUCUUUGAGGAUGAGCCCUACAUGAAACCUGGUCUUGCAGACAUCAAGAAUGUUGUUGUAGUACCCCACAUAAAUUCUGCUUAUAAGAAAAAACUAAAUCUCCUGAUUCAUAAUGCAAUGGACUCGUGAGGGAAUGGCUACACUGGCUUCUCUGAAUGCCCUGGUAUGCAAUAUUGAAUUGGGAUGUGAAAAAGAUGAGUCCACGCCCCUUGUUGUGAAAUUUCAAAAUUUCAGAGAAUGAUGCUAAUUAGAAUAGAUAAAACACAAAGGUUGAGAAGUCUAUGAAGCAGAUGAAGGAGCGGAAAACAGAGCCCAGAUAGUACGCUUCGUCAAAAAAGAUAGAGGAUCUUCUCCAAUAUGUUUGUGAUGAAUUGAUCAUGGUUACAUCACAAAUACAUUUAAAACUCACUAAGAUGAAAUGCAUGGCAUGUUAAAAGGUUGCAGCUGUUGCUGCACAGACGGUUGCUGAAGCAGAGGCAGCUAUAGUUGCGACAUAGGAGGCGAAUAGGGAGGCUGAUGGUGCUCAAGUCUUCUCAGUAUCUGUAAAGAAGACAUUGAGUUGAAUAUUAUGGAGUUCUAAAACAUGCAAUGUGUCGAUUUUUCAAUAGACUUUCAUUGAACAAUUAUGGAUUGGUCCCAAAUCUAACAUUCCAAAUGCUGCAAAGUCAAUUAAGAUGGAAGUUGGCUGG
Molecule: messenger RNA, 1855 nt
Organism: Capsicum annuum
Lineage: Eukaryota; Viridiplantae; Streptophyta; Magnoliopsida; Solanales; Solanaceae
Product: glycerate dehydrogenase HPR, peroxisomal
Exons: 12
Cellular component (GO): cytosol
Molecular function (GO): NAD binding; hydroxypyruvate reductase (NADH) activity; hydroxypyruvate reductase [NAD(P)H] activity
Source: RefSeq, a predicted model, not a curated record